AUGGCGCCGGCGGUGGGGAUCAAGCGGACCGCCGCGGCGCAGGCCGUCGCGGUGCAGGCGCCGCCGCCGCCGCCGCCCGACGCGCGGCUGGUGCGCGAGGCCGUGCGGACCUCCACGAUCGCCGAGGCCGUCGCGCCCGCGGCCCUGGAAGCGCCCGCGCCCGCGCUCGAGGGCUUCCUCUGCCUCGAGGAGGUGGAGGGCCGGCGGUGGAAGUACGUGGUGGAUGCGGCCCCCGGGAAGGGCAAGGGGAAGGGCCGGGGCAGGGGCGGGUCCGCCGUCCCCCUCGGGGCCUCCGUCCGGGCCGUGCCGCUCCAGUCGCCGCUCCCGCCCGCCGAGGAAAUAAUGGCGUUCGUAAGAUCGUAUGUUGUGCCUGAAGGGUUUCCAGACAGUGUUACUCCUUCAUACGUCCCAUACAUGACCUGGAGAGCUCUCAAGCAUUUUUUUGGUGGAGCAAUGGGUGUGUUCACAACAAGAACCUUGCUGAGCUCCGUCGGAGUCUCUCAAAGCAAGGUUACCCCGGGUGCCAUUGCUAUCAACUGGAUCCUCAAGGACGGUGCUGGACGUGUUGGAAAAAUGCUUUUUGCACGACAAGGAAAGAAGUUUGACAAUGACCUAAAGCAGCUCCGCUUUUCUAGUGAUCUCUUGCUGGAGAUAGGUGCUGGGAUAGAGUUAGCUACUGCAGCCUUCCCUCAGUUUUUCUUGCCUAUGGCUUGCGUUGCAAAUGUUGUAAAGAAUGUCGCUGCUGUUACGUCGACGUCAACUCGCACCCCAAUCUAUAAGGCAUAUGCAAGAGGAGAAAAUAUUGGAGAUGUGACUGCUAAAGGCGAAUCCGUCGGGAACAUUGCAGAUCUGCUGGGCACUGGUUUGAGCAUCUUUAUCACAAAGCGGAACCCAUCGUUGGUGACUUCAUUUGCCCUGCUAUCAUGUGGAUAUCUCCUGAGUUCAUAUCAUGAGGUGAGGUCUGUCGUGCUGAAUACCCUAAACAGGGCAAGGUUUACUGUUGCAGUGGAUUCCUUUAUUAAGACAGGGUAUGUUCCUUCGUUGAAGGAAGGAAACUCGCAGGAGACAAUAUUUAUUCAUCCUUGGCGGCAUGAGCCAGUUUCAAUAGGAUCACGAUUUGGAGAAGCAUUUCAAGAACCUGUUUCAUUUGUUGCCACAAGGCCUUUGUUUGAGGAUGAGCGAUACAUGGUAACAUAUAACCCAACGAAGGAUAAAGUAUAUGCGUUACUCAAGGACCCAGCAAAGCCAGAUGACAUUCUCAAAGCUGCUUUCCAUGCCCAUGUGUUGCUGCAUUUCAUCAAUGUAUCACAUGAAAGGAAGAGGAUGAGCUCCAAUCGAUCAGAUCACUAUGGGAACCCGCACCCACGGAACAUGGAUUUCCUGGCACACAUCGCAGAGUCUUGCAAAAUUGUGUCGUCGUCUUACAGAACAUUCAGGAAGAAAGCAAAAGAACAGGGUUGGAUAAUGUCGGAGUCACUUCUUAACCCUGGGAAGGCCCGAUUAUGCGUCACGAGACCGCAGUGA
This is a messenger RNA of Triticum turgidum subsp. durum (durum wheat), 1524 nucleotides long. NCBI's taxonomy places the organism in Eukaryota, Viridiplantae, Streptophyta, Magnoliopsida, Poales, Poaceae. The record is from the annotation of a GenBank genome assembly.